UCUAAUGAUGUUUAUUCCAGUGUGAUGUUCAUCAAAUCAACAAGGGAUAUAUAGAUUGAACUUGAAGAUCGAUUCUCCUUGACUAAUGGACUUAGGAUCUUCCAGUAUAGCAAUCCAUUUCUAAUUUGACACAAGGUUAGAUGAAUAUCGUUGAUUACUUCACACAAUUAAAGUCCUUAUGACAUGAACUGAUGAGUUACAGGCCAAUUCCCGAGACAUCUCCCGCUUCUUUGGAAAUCUUGGUUGAUUAUCAGAAUCAAGAUUAUGUAAUGAAAUUCUUGAUGGGCCUAAAUGAGUCAUAUGGUUAUCUUAAAAGCCAAAUCCUUCUAAGCAAUCCCUUACCUCCUAGAAACAAGGUGUUUGCAUUGCUCAUGUAAGAAGAGAGGCAAAGGGAGAUCAGUUUAGUGAUUAUUACUGAACCAACUGCUAUGCUAGGACGAGCUACAGGAAAUCAAGGAAAUAAACAGAGUCAUGGCAAGAAAGAAAAACCUGUGUGUUCCCACUGUGGACUUCUAGGACACACGGCUGAAAUAUGUUACAAAGUACAUGGGUAUCCUCCAAGCUAUAAGUCAAGGUACAAACACAAUGCUCCUUCAGCAAAUCAAGUAAUCUUGACAACCAACACUGAGCAAUCUAGUGAAGUGCAGCAUCUUCCAUUCACUCAGGAACAACUUAGGCAGAUCAUGGCAAUCAUGCAUCCUUCACCUGAAAUACAGCCACAGCCUUCAGUUGCUCAAGUUACUAAACCUUUCACCCACAGUACAAGAUCUUUUUCUGAAGAUCAUCUCUUCUCUACAAUGACAGGACCUACAGACACAUGGAGGAUGAUUGGAUUGGGUGAAGAGAAGGCAGGUCUCUAUCAUCUCCUUUAUAAACAUUCAGCUAUGUCAGUUUCCAAUACAACUUUCAAUAAGAAUAGCCUGCUCACUAUACCUGCUUCAUUCUUUGCCAAUGCUUCUGAUUUCAAUGUCUAGCAUUAUAGAUUAGGACAUCCAUCCAAGCCUAGACUAGAUUUGCUGCAUAAAUCUGUCCCUAAAAUAAAAGAAUCAAAUUUUGGUCAUUGUAAUAUUUGUCCUCUUGCUAAACAGAAGAGGUCAUUUUCAAACAGCAAUAAUAAGUGUUCAAUAGCUUUUCAA
Malania oleifera is the source of this 1136-nucleotide messenger RNA. RefSeq lists its product as uncharacterized. Lineage: Eukaryota; Viridiplantae; Streptophyta; Magnoliopsida; Santalales; Ximeniaceae. The record is from RefSeq and is a predicted model, not a curated record. The transcript has 2 exons. Bases 429 to 974 code for a protein of 181 amino acids.